This is a messenger RNA of Bacillus rossius redtenbacheri, 3447 nucleotides long. RefSeq names its product collagen alpha-2(IV) chain-like. NCBI's taxonomy places the organism in Eukaryota, Metazoa, Arthropoda, Insecta, Phasmatodea, Bacillidae. The record is from RefSeq and is a predicted model, not a curated record. The transcript has 13 exons. Bases 1 to 3447 code for a protein of 1148 amino acids.
AUGACCCUGUCCUCCUGUGGCGGCUGUCGCACGGAGCUGAGCAAGGGCGGAGCUCCGGGGCUCGUGGCAGUGAGUGCCACACGCGCCAUCCAGAGCAAGGGCGGAGCUCCGGGGCUCGUGGCAGUGAGUGUCACACGCGCCAUCCAGAGCAAGGGCGGAGCUCCGGGGCUCGUGGCAGUGAGUGCCACACGCGCCAUCCAGAGCAAGGGCGGAGCUCCGGGGCUCGUGGCAGUGAGUGUCACACGCGCCAUCCAGAGCAAGGGCGGAGCUCCGGGGCUCGUGGCAGUGAGUGCCACACGCGCCAUCCAGAGCAAGGGCGGAGCUCCGGGGCUCGUGGCAGUGAGUGCCACACGCGCCAUCCAGAGCAAGGGCGGAGCUCCGGGGCUCGUGGCAGUGAGUGCCACACGCGCCAUCCAGAGCAAGGGCGGAGCUCCGGGGCUCGUGGCAGUGAGUGCCACACGCGCAUCAAGAGCAAGGGCGGAGCUCCGGGGCUCGUGGCAUGAGUGCCACACGCGCCAUCCAGAGCAAGGGCGGAGCUCCGGGGCUCGUGGCAGUGAGUGCCACACGCGCAUCAAGAGCAAGGGCGGAGCUCCAGGGCUCGUGGCAGUGAGUGCCACACGCGCCAUCCAGAGCAAGGGCGGAGCUCCGGGGCUCGUGGCAGUGAGUGUCACACGCGCCAUCCAGAGCAAGGGCGGAGCUCCGGGGCUCGUGUCAGUGAGUGUCACACGCGCCAUCCAGAGCAAGGGCGGAGCUCCGGGGCUCGUGGCAGUGAGUGCCACACGCGCCAUCCAGAGCAAGGGCGGAGCUCCGGGGCUCGUGUCAGUGAGUGCCACACGCGCCAUCCAUAGCAAGGGCGGAGCUCCGGGGCUCGUGGCAGUGAGUGCCACACGCGCAUUAAGAGCAAGGGCGGAGCUCCGGGGCUCGUGGCAUGAGUGCCACACGCGCAUCAAGAGCAAGGGCGGAGCUCCGGGGCUCGUGGCAGUGAGUGCCACACGCGCCAUCCAGAGCAAGGGCGGAGCUCCGGGGCUCGUGGCAGUGAUUGUCACACGCGCCAUCCAGAGCAAGGGCGGAGCUCCGGGGCUCGUGGCAGUGAGUGCCACACGCGCCAUCCAGAGCAAGGGCGGAGCUUCGGGGCUCGUGGCAGUGAGUGUCACACGCGCCAUCCAGAGCAAGGGCGGAGCUCCGGGGCUCGUGGCAGUGAGUGCCACACGCGCCAUCCAGAGCAAGGGCGGAGCUCCGGGGCUCGUGGCAGUGAGUGCCACACGCGCCAUCCAGAGCAAGGGCGGAGCUCCGGGGCUCGUGGCAGUGAGUGCCACACGCGCCAUCCAGAGCAAGGGCGGAGCUCCGGGGCUCGUGGCAGUGAGUGCCACACGCGCAUCAAGAGCAAGGGCGGAGCUCCGGGGCUCGUGGCAUGAGUGCCACACGCGCCAUCCAGAGCAAGGGCGGAGCUCCGGGGCUCGUGGCAAUGAGUGCCACACGCGCAUCAAGAGCAAGGGCGGAGCUCCGGGGCUCUUGGCAGUGAGUGCCACACGCGCCAUCCAGAGCAAGGGCGGAGCUCCGGGGCUCGUGGCAGUGAGUGCCACACGCGCAUCAAGAGCAAGGGCGGAGCUCCAGGGCUCGUGGCAUGAGUGCCACACGCGCAUCAAGAGCAAGGGCGGAGCUCCGGGGCUCGUGGCAGUGAGUGCCACACGCGCCAUCCAGAGCAAGGGCGGAGCUCCGGGGCUCGUGGCAGUGAGUGCCACACGCGCCAUCCAGAGCAAGGGCGGAGCUCCGGGGCUCGUUGAGUGCCACACGCGCAUCAAGAGCAAGGGCGGAGCUCCGGGGCUCGUGGCAGUGAGUGCCACACGCGCCAUCCAGAGCAAGGGCGGAGCUCCGGGGCUCGUGGCAAUGAGUGCCACACGCGCAUCAAGAGCAAGGGCGGAGCUCCGGGGCUCUUGGCAUGAGUGCCACACGCGCAUCAAGAACAAGGGCGGAGCUCCAGGGCUCGUGGCAGUGAGUGCCACACGCGCCAUCCAGAGCAAGGGUGGAGCUCCGGGGCUCGUGGCAGUGAGUGUCACACGCGCCAUCCAGAGCAAGGGCGGAGCUCCGGGGCUCGUGGCAGUGAGUGCCACACGCGCCAUCCAGAGCAAGGGCGGAGCUCCGGGGCUCGUGGCAGUGAGUGCCACACGCGCCAUCCAGAGCAAGGGCGGAGCUCCGGGGCUCGUGGCAGUGAGUGCCACACGCGCCAUCCAGAGCAAGGGCGGAGCUCCGGGGCUCGUGGCAGUGAGUGCCACACGCGCCAUCCAGAGCAAGGGCGGAGCUCCGGGGCUCGUGGCAGUGAGUGCCACACGCGCCAUCCAGAUAAGGGCGGAGCUCCGGGGCUCGUGGCAUGAGUGCCACACGCGCAUCAAGAGCAAGGGCGGAGCUCCGGGGCUCGUGGCAGUGAGUGCCACACGCGCAUCAAGAGCAAGGGCGGAGCUCCGGGGCUCGUGCCAUGAGUGCCACACGCGCCAUCCAGAGAAAGGGCGGAGCUCCGGGGCUCUUGGCAGUGAGUACCACACGCGCCAUCCAGAGCAAGGGCGGAGCUCCGGGGCUCGUGGCAGUGAGUGCCACACGCGCAUCAAGAGCAAGGGCGGAGCUCCGGGGCUCGUGGCAGUGAGUGCUACACGCGCCAUCCAGAGCAAGGGCGGAGCUCCGGGGCUCGUGGCAGUGAGUGCCACACGCGCCAUCCAGAGCAAGGGCGGAGCUCCGGGGCUCGUGGCAGUGAGUGCCACACGCGCAUCAAGAGCAAGGGCGGAGCUCCGGGGCUCGUGGCAUGAGUGCCACACGCGCAUCAAGAGCAAGGGCGGAGCUCCGGGGCUCGUGGCAGUGAGUGCCACACGCGCCAUCCAGAGCAAGGGCGGAGCUCCGGGGCUCGUGGCAGUGAGUGCCACACGCGCCAUCCAGAGCAAGGGCGGAGCUCCGGGGCUCGUGGCAGUGAGUGCCACACGCGCCAUCCAGAGCAAGGGCGGAGCUCCGGGGCUCGUGGCAGUGAGUGCCACACGCGCCAUCAAGAGCAAGGGCGGAACUCCGGGGCUCGUGCCAGUGAGUGCCACACGCGCCAUCCAGAGCAAGGGCGGAGCUCCGGGGCUCGUGGCAGUGAGAUGGGUUCGCCCGAGCCACAGUCUCACCUGGCUGAAGGGGUCGUCGGGGUCAUGGGUCAGGGGUCAGGAGUGGGAGCGGGAGGGGCGGUGGCAACACGGGCUCAUCAGCAGAUUGCCUGGCACUCAGCUCCGAGUCACCAGGCGCGCCUCACGGGAGUCGCUCAUCUGCGCAGAUCCGCGCUGCGCCCGCUGCGACGGCGACUGCUAUCAGCACACGGCCUCGCCUCGCCCUCAGUUUGGUCUUAGUCACUAUCAGCAGCAUGAUUUGUUCUGGAACAGACAGGCUGUUGUGAAACUCAUAAGCUUGGCCAAAGGAUUGGCAUGA